UGAUCAUCAAUUGAAAAUCAUCAAAAAUAACAUUCAAUGUCAUAAAUAAUUGUUUAUGUUGAUUUUUAAAAGAAUAAUUUUAAAUUCAACACAACAUAAUGAAAUGUCAUCAGAUAUUAACUGGUGCUGUCAAUUCGGGCGAUAAUACUUAUUCAACUGGCUGUAUUGAUGGCAUUAAUUUUACUGUUUAUUGUUCUGGCUGUAAUAUAGUGAUAUUAUCCGGUGAUUUUCAACCAGUACAAAUCAUACCAGGAACAUUAAAUGGAAAUGUUCAAGUUAAUUGUGUUAAUGCAUCGACCGAUGUUGGAAAAAUUGCCGCCUGUUAUGGUGGUCCAAUCAAAUCUAAUCAAUUGGUACCAUCAACCAACACUGGUAUAUCAAAUCGGAUAGCUAUUUUCGAACCAAUACCUAUUGCUGAACAGAUUUCUGAACAUCAUCUAGAUUAUAAAUGGGUGAAAAUCGGUGAAAUUGAACCAAAUUGUUCGGUUAGUGUUUUAUCUUGGAACAUCGAAGGCACGAAAUUAUUGAUUGGUGGUGUGCAGAUACAACUUUGGCAAUCAUCAACAUCAUUAAAUCCUACUAAUUCAAAUGAUAAUAGCUAUGAAUCACAACAAAAAUCAUCUUGUGAUGAAGGUAUACGUAUGAAACCAAUCAAAGAAACAAUAAAAGAAAAAAAUAGCUGGAACUGUGUUUGGUCAUGUCAAACAUCAACACCCAUUUGUCAUCUGUCAUUUUCACCAGACGGUACUUUGUUCUGUUCCACUGGCCGUGCUGAUCGUUUGGUCAAAAUCUGGUAUGAAACAACUACGCCAAACUAUCCAUCGAAUUUGUUCGAUUCACAAGGCUCAACAGAUUCGUUGACAUCAUCCAUGAUUCCUCAUGUUGGCCAUGGCAAAUCAUAUCGUUCGAAUUUAAACUAUAGUUUUAUUUAUAUUCCACAUCCACGUGCUGUCAUUGGAAUCUCUUGGCGAAAAGUAAGCAAAUAUAUGCCAAAAGGUUCAGUAGCCAACAUGUUAGUCACUUCAUGUCGUGAUAAUAUUUGUCGAUUAUGGGUACAAACCUUUUUGCCCGAAGAUGAUCUGGUCAAUGUUUCUCAGUUAGAUAGUGUCUCCGAUAUGGUUACACCACGUGCUCAAACACAACGUCAUCGACAAAAGAUUUUUCAUUUUUUUCGACACAAAAAAUCAACAUUUCGUCGUCAUCAUCAUCAUCAUAAUAAAAGUGAUGAUCAUUUGGAUAAUCAUGAAGAUUCUAGCAAUAACUUACAGCAAAAUGGCUUCAAUGAUACUCCUAUACUAAAUCUUCCAUCAACAUAUUCAUGUCACGAUUUUCAUGGCUAUGGUGUUCAUGGAACGGCAAUUACACCCGGUGGUGUUCAUUUUCAUUUAACCGCAUCGAUUAAUGCUGAAAAUGAUAUUCCACUCGUGCCGAGCUUAACACAACAUCCCUCUGACAGCGAUAUACAUUCACAAAGUAAUCUUGGUCCAAAAGUUACUGUCAGUCAAAAUGAUACUGUUGGUCUCGAUUCUCCUGGUGGAAACGUUUCAUCAGCUAAUAGGCAUAGCCAUCAGCAACGACAUCAUCAUGAAGAAUCAGAUAAACCAUUGUUUGUUGUUAAUUGGCUUAAUAAUAAAGAAAUGACAUUCACACAAAGUGCUGAACGUAUUUUGCAUAAAAUAGUCGCAAGCAUCGUUGAGGGUGAACAACAAAGAAAACGACAGCAAGAACAGGCUGAUCAACAACGAGAUCAAGAUGAAAUGUCCGAAGCAUCACAAGCAUUGAGCGAAAAUACUGUUGAAUCAUUCGUUACAAAACGUUCGCUACAAUCACAUCAGCAACCAGGUUCAGCGCAACCAGCAAUUCCAUCAUCGUCUCGUAAUUCCUCAUCAAACGUAUCACUUAUGACCGCUGUCGGUCCAGAUCAAUCGGCAAUGCUUCAGGAUCGAGGAACAGAUCAACAAAAUCGUCGUACUGUCGCCGAUUUUCUGGAUCGUCAAAUUGAAUCACUAAUGCGUCAUUGGAAUCAAAGUUCUGAUUUGCUUUACAGUAUUCAUCCAUUGGAUGGCAGUUUACUAGUUUGGUUAGUCGAAUGGCUGGAUGAACCAUGUCCAUCUGUAUUUCGUCAACCUCAGAUCAGCUUCUCAUCUCGUAUUCCGAAUUCCUUGCCUUUGGGCGAUGCUUCGACCAUGUCACAUAACGUUUCUCUUUAUUCACCAUAUUGUUGUUUGAAUUUGAAAACGAUAUUUUGCACAUCCGCAUCGAGUAUGAUCGAUGCUGCAUUACAAUCAAAUUUUGCAGCAACGGCCACCGAUCAAAAUCGUCCUAUUAAUUUAGCUCAUAAAACUCAUCAAGAACAUAAUUUGCAACAACCAUUGUUUGGUCCUACUUGUUAUGCCACACCCACAUUGCGUAUGAUUACUAAACAUAAUAAUGGAUCAUUGAAUCUUUGGAAAUUAUCGUUUAGUGAGAAAGGACAUUUUACACAGUUGUUGAGUAUUAGUCAUUCACUUAGAGUAUGUGGUCAUCGUUUUCGUGUUAACGAUAUUUCUUGCCAUCCGGUUUUACCUUUGCUAUUAACGACUUCUCAUCACAAUCUUCCCGGAACAUUUCGCAGUCGUGCACAUUCAGUUUCACCUUUUGAUCAUACACCCAACACACCAGAUUCAACAGCAUAUUUGGUUUCCCCUUCGACGCCUAAUCAACAACAAAUAAUGGUUGAAUCGCGAACCUUUCCAAACACUGGUUUCUGUUCAGAAUUGAUUCUCUGGAAAGUCGAACCGGUCGGUCCAUUAAUGAAAUCCGGUGGUGUUACUGAAUUAGCACGUAUAAAUUCACUUGAACCUACAUCAUUUGCAAAUGUGGCUUGGAUUCCAACAUUAUUACCAAGUUCAGCAUUAGGACCAAUAACUAAUUCUCCAAGUGCAUGUUUUGUUGCUUCAGAUGGUCGUCAAUUACGUAUCUAUCAAGUAGUAAUUGAUGCUCGAUCCUUAUUAGCGGAAGCUCAACGUUAUAUGUUUUGUGCCAAAGAUCAACGCCGAUUUUAUUAUGAUUCAUCCGACGACGAAGAUGAAGAAAUGACAACAACAAGAGAGAGAAAAAAUACAGAUAAAAUCGAUCAUGAUGCUUUCCGAAGUUUAUUCAAAAUUGUGUCUCUUCAAUCAACCGCUAGACCUGGUUGUGUACUUGAAUUGAGUCCAAUUGUCGAUGCACGACAUGAUUGGCAAAAUACUCAACUUUUACAUCUGUUUCAAGAACAACUGAUCAUUGGUGAUCGUAAAAUUCGAAUAGAUAAUUCUACUGCUGUUUCUGCUCGUGAAACUUCUUCCAUUCCUCCUCGCAGUGUUGAUUCGAAUAAAACCGAUAAAUUGCCUUUUAAUUUUAAUCCCCAUGAUUAUGUCGAUUUUGGUUCAACAAGUUUUGAGGAAGUAUUCUAUUUAGUUGUGAUCGAAACAACCGGUGUAAUAUCCACAUUGCACAUGUGGCAAAUAACUAUCUCAUCUGGAUCGACUAAUCAUAACGAUUUAUCAUCGACAUUACCACAUUUCAGUGAACAGUCAAAUGUUUUUGAUGAAGAUAGUUCACAAAGUGUUUCACCCGAACACAACGCUGGUCAUUAUCAAGCGAAUCAAACAACCCCUUCACGUAUCAAAACUAAAAAAGUCUGUACACAACGUUUAUCGUUGCCAGCAGAUGUCGAAAUCAUACAUGCUACACCAUCGGCCGGACAUCUUAGCUCUUCAAACAUUUAUCCUGCUUGUUAUGCUCCAUAUUUGAUUACCACCGCUUGUAGCGAUAAUCGUGUCCGUUUUUGGAGUUGUAAAGUUUCAACAUCCGAUUACGAUGUAAAUUAUAAUGAUCCAAAAUUUGAAUGGAUUGAAUGGGAAAUGGCCAUCACUGGUAAUCAAUCCUUAUCGAAAUGCGAUUCGAUUAAUAAAUCAACUUCAAGCAUAAUCGAAUUACCUGGAUCUCCUCUGCAGAUUUCGUGUGCAUAUUCUGCACGCAUUGCUUGUGCUUUCAAGUAUGGUCACUCUUAUAUCGAUCUCUCUGAUGAACAAGAAGAAAUCAAAUCAUUUGAUGAAAUAAAAGCUAAAAAAGAAUGUCGUUUCAUCAAUGUUGGUAUAUCCAUUUAUGAAUGUCAAUCAUCCGGUGGUUCAGAAUGGGUUCUAGAAGAUACGAUUCGGGUGGAUCGAAUUCCAUUGAUCGGAAAAUCAUCGGUAGAAAAUCUAGGAUCAUUAAUCGAUUUUACUUUACGUAAUCGUAAAUCCCCACAAAAAAUAUCACCAAAUAUUCAAGCUUCCAAUCCAUUCAUGACUGAUUUGCAUCCCGAUCCAAAUGCUCAAUUGCAAAACAAUAAACAACAAAAAAUUCAUCCUGUGCCCAGUUGUUCUACACUUCAAUCAUUGAAACAAACUAUUGCCGAACAAGGAAAUCAGUUCACAUUUUGCCAAAAAUCACCUAUCAUAUUGGAUUGGGUUUCUACCGAAGAUGGCUGCCAUAUGCUUACUUGUUCGGUUGGACAUAAAUUAAUUUUAUUUGCUCCGAUUUCACAUACUAUUGUUCCAGCGAAUGUUGAUGCUGGAAUUGAAAAAAUAAUCUCACCAUCACCAUCGGCAUUAGUACCACAACAGUCAACCGCUGCCGCUGCAUCUCCAAAUAGUUUUCGAACGAACAUUUUAGAUCUCUCGUUAAGUACUGUUCCAGUUACCCGAUGGAUGAUGCUUAGAGUUGCCGAAUUAAAUUCUAUUGAUGGUUUGCCUCCCUUACCGAUGCAAUUAUCUUGGGUACGCGACGGUAUUCUUGUUGUCGGUAUGGAUAAUGAAAUGUUGAUAUUUUCACAAUGGAAAAUUCGUUUACCAACAUCAUUGCCUAUCAUUUUCGAGCAAAAUCUUACAUCACGUGUUCAUAGAAAUUCAUUAGCUUUUUAUUAUCCAUUCGAUUCGGUUGACAUUCAAUCUGAUCGAAUGUUCACUGGCAAAGAAAACAAAAUUAAUGAACAACAACAAGAACAGCCGAUUUCAGAAACUAGUUUUGCACUUGUUAAAAGUGGCGAUAAAAUCAUUUCCGAUGAAUUUGAAGAUUUUGGUGUAUUCGAAUCAUUUCACAAUUCUUCACUUGUUAUUCCACAAUAUCAUCCCAAACAAUUGAUGGAAUUAUUGGCUUUUGGAAAAAUUCAUCGUGUUCGUGCCAUUCUUUCACAUUUGGUUUAUUCAUUAUGUUCAAUCAAUUCAGUUAAAGAAUAUCUUCAUCAUCCAGCAAAUAUGCAGCAACAACAUGCUAGUUUCGACUUAUCUGAUCGAAGUCCAAGACAAUGGACGAGAACACGUGCAUUAUCAGUGGCAGCUCAACAUUCGCCAAGAGAUGCUCAUUCUAAUGAUAGUUCCUAUGCUGAUAAUGCUCCGAUUGUAGCGGAAGAAAUUCAAUUGGAUUACACCGAAAUCGCAUCAAUACGACCAUUACCAUUGUAUGCCUUAAUUCAAGCUGACGAAGGAGUGACCAAAGAUAAAAUUGCAACAAAUGAUAAUGAUAAAUCUGUGGUCAGAGAUUCAGGCUUAUCAUGGAAUUUAGAUUCAAACGAAGUUUUAGAUUCAGAUUUUCUAGAAUAUAAUUACAAAACACAAGUGGAAGAAACAUUGGAUGAAUUUCUUGGAAAUCGAACGGCUUUUAAUUUUUCUAAUGUCGCUACCAAUAAAUAUUUGAAAUCUCAACAAUCUCAGCAACAAGAUUCCGAUACCGAGCUACAUAUUUCUAUUCAUUUUGACCAAAAACAAGCUCGAUUACUCACCAAAUUGCUAACACAUUCACAUUUACCCGGUUUAACCAGUCUGGAUCAGAUGCAUCUUUUGGCUUUAGCCGAUUCUUUGGCAUCGUUCAAUGAAAUUGAUCAGAAUCAAGCUCGAUCUACUCAAGAUGAAUCGACGAAUUUAACUGAUGAUUCCGGUGUAAUGGAUGAACAACAACUUACUAUAACGGCAAAUUCAUUAGAUGAUUGUGGUCUUCGGUAUUUAUUAAACAUGCGACAACAUGUAUAUUUGUUGAAAUGUUUGUCAUUAAAACAACGAAGUACAUUACAACGAAACGGUCUUGGUACACACAAUAUUAUCUGGGCAUUUCAUUCGGAAACUCAAGAAGAACUUGUGCAAUUGAUCCUGGCUUCAUCGAAUAAAAUUGGUUGGCAAGAACUUCGUGAAUUAGGUGUCGGUUUUUGGAUACGAAAUAAUAGUCUUCUGAAAAAAGUUAUUGAACGUUUAGCUAAAACAGCUUUCAAAGCAAAAAAUGAUCCACUAGAUGCAUCAUUAUAUUAUCUUGCUAUGAAAAAGAAAAAUCUUGUCUGGGGAUUGUAUCGUUCUUGUCAGGACAAAAAAAUGACCGAUUUUUUUUCGCAUAAUUUUGCCGAAGAUAAAUGGCGAAAAGCUGCCUUAAAAAAUGCUUAUGUUUUAAUGGGCAAACAACGAUUUGAACAUUCUGUAUCAUUUUUCCUAUUGGCUGGUUCACUUUGGGAUGCUGUAGAAAUUUGUCUAAAUAAAUUAAAUGAUCUACAGCUAGCAAUGAUUAUUAUUCGUCUUUAUGAAGGGAGUGAUAUUGAUGCUGUACCGGAAACAAUGAAACGUCUAUUGAAUGAAGAAAUUCUUGGCUAUCAAAAAAAUGUACAGAAUAUGCAAUAUGCACAUCCAGAUCCUUUUCUUCGAAGUAUGGCUUAUUGGAUGCUUGGUGAAUAUAAUUUAUCGUUAUCCACAUUGUUAGAAAUAAAUGUUGGAACUAAACAUUAUACUACAAAUAGUCCUGAUAUUCAAUCACCAACAACUCCAAAUGAAUCAGAAUUGGUCAAUUUGAGAAGAGAUCGUUUUGAAGGAUUAAAUUCAAAUGUUUUCAACUUUUAUCUUUAUCUAAGGACUCAACCGUUGAUUGUACGACGUGCACAAGUUGCAAGACAAAAUAUCGACAUUCAGGAUGCAACUUUACGAUCGAAAAAAUCUCAUAUGUUUACUCGAUCAUCAAAUAAAUCAAAAGAUGCUGUGGCUGUCACUCCUUUUGAACGAAGAUUAUUUUUCUUGACAGCUUAUCGCCAUCUUCAAGCUGGUUGUCCAUCAUUAGCAUUAGAAGUUUUGUCACGAUUACCGACAAGUAUUGUAUCGGAUUCUGAAAAGAAUGAAAUUGACGAAUGUAGUCGACGAUUAUCCAUUCCUGAUGCAGUUACGGCUGUAGGUCAUAUGGCUGAACCAAAAACAACUGCUAAACCACCAGCUAAAGCGGAAGAUUUGUUUUCAAGUAAUAGCGGUGGUGGAUUUGAUUGGGGUGCACCAGCAUCUAAUCUUUUUGCACCUGUUGAAACGGAUGAUUUUGAACUGAAAAUUGAUUUAGGUAAAGAUGAAGAUGAUGAAAUAUCUGAUGAAGAAAUUAAAGAGAAAAAAGUAUUGCUUGAAAAUGAAAAAUUAAGUGAAAGUGAUGACAAUUUAUUCAAUGACCGAAAUGCGCAGGAAGAUCAAGAUUCCGAUUCGACUGAAAUAGAUGUGAUGGCUCAACAAUUUAAAUUCAUUUCCUGUUUAAAAAUUAUUAUGGAAGAGCUUAGCACAUUGGCCACUGGUUUCGAAGUGGAUGGUGGUCAGCUUCGAUAUCAGCUUUAUAUAUGGCUUGAAAGAUCUGUGCAAGUGCUCAAAGAUAUAUGUAAAUAUCAUACAUUUUCAAUGCGUUCAGUUUCAUAUCGAUCUAGUAUUGAUAAUAGUCAACAUGGCCAUAGUUUAGUUCCAACAACAGGCUCAUCAACAUUGAGUAAUAAACAGAGCGGUAUUUUAGUCAAAGUUGUUGGCAAUCGUAAAUCAUCCGACAAUUCAACUACAUCAGUAGCACCAUCAUUACAUGAAAUCCUUUUGGCUGAUAAAGAAGAUUUUCAAUCAAAAUUAGAACGAUGUAAUCGAAGAAAAUCUUGGCUGUUAGCUAAUGAAGCUUUACUUCUUAAUUUGCUCAGUUAUUGUUCACUUCAUGGUGGACAUGGUGGUGGAUUAGCUUCGGUACGAAUGGAAUUAAUAUUAUUACUACAGGAGCUGCAACAAGAUCGAUCGCCUCAACAACAGCUUCUAUCUCCAUUACCAUUGCCUACAACAUUACCAUUAUUGACUGCUUCGGUCGCUAGUCAAAAAACUGUUGUUGCCGAUCCUAUACGGCACCUACAAUCAAUGGCACAUGAUAUUCUUCAAACAUUAACCGAGAUUAACACCAUUGUUCACAUACGGAAUAAUACAAAUCAUUUUUCGUUUCCCGAUUUUUUAUCAUUACCUCCAUUCAUGGUUUCUGGUACUGCCGCUUCAUUGUUAUCGACACAAGAUUCGCAAAUAUCACAACAAAAUUUUAUUGGAACCUUGUAUACACUGAUACAUAUUCUUAGAGAUCUCGGUAUAUCCUUGUCAUCUUGUGUCUAUCAAUCACUUUGUGAUUGUGAUUCAGUUUCACAAGGUAGUCCUAUUAAUGCACCUGCAAGCAGUGUCAAUAAAAAAUCAUUUCUAUCACGAUACAAAGACAAAGAUCUCGCUGCCAAGGAUUCUACGGGAAACACUAAUUCGGAAGAUAAAUCUGGUCCAACUACAAGUCCUGCUAAAUGGCCUGGUGUUCAAGCUUUACAAGCAUUGAUUGUACGAGAAAAAGAUGAAGAUCUUCCCAAAUUACACACAUUACUAUGCGAAGGAUUUGUUGCCGUUUAUCUAAGCCAGCUUAUAUAUGCUUUAACAAUUUGUGAUUCAAACAUUCUUUAUCGUUUGCUUGGUGUGAAAUUUUCCGAAAAAAGUUGGGGUGAUUUAUUUGGUGGUGGUGCUAAAAAACUUUUAUAUGUUUCAACAUCAACAGUUACUUUGGGACAGAGCCCCGGUUCAAUAUCACCAAACGAAACGGCAUUAAAUGAAGCAAAUUCAACAAGUUCACCACAUUAUGAUCUGCUAAAUACAUUAUCCAAACAACGUAUGAAAUUACAUAUGAAAAUUCUUGAACAAUUGAAUCAAGCAGCAGAAGUUGUUGGAAAUGUUGCUACCUCUCCAAGUAGUACAUUACAAAGUAUAACCAAUCCAUUUAUGGCACAACAACCAGGUCAAGCUAAUUCAGUUGGGGGAUUAGCACCAGUUGAACAACGACCUACAUAUCGUGAAGUAUUUGUUCCGCCAAACAAAUCAAUUAUCAAUCAUUUAAUGAUCAAACCAGAAUUACCUGAUGAUUUAAUACAUUUGGAUUAUGAUUCAUUUGGCAGUGAAGAUGAUUUAGAUGAUGAAAAUGAUGAAAUAUCAUUGUCGAAUAAAUUUAAAACAAGCGAUAUAAUUGAUGAUGAUGAAUAUAAUGAAUGGGCAAGUGGUUCGAAAUCCACAAAAAGUAAUUUGGACAAAUUGGCUGAACGUAAAAAAGCCAAUCUCGAAUGUGAACUAUAUGCUUGGUGUAUCAUUCGAUUAGCAUCGACAAAAAUUGCUUAUGAACAAAUUGUUAAUUUUCUUCAAGUGGCCGGUCUUGAAAAAGCUGAUCUUCCUACGACAAGCCCAUUAAUUCAUUCUACAUUGCGUACAAUACUUCGAUGGCAAUGUUCAUUGCAAUUCUAUAUGAAUGAAUUCACAAAUCUUCCGGAUCAUUUCUUACCCAACAUGUUUGUCGAUAGUAGUCGUUCAAGCGGUUCGAUACAACGAUAUAAAUCAUUAUUCGAAACUAAUAAUACACCAUUUUGUGCCGGUUAUACAUCAAUCAAAUCAUCUAAACGUCUUUGGAAUUAUCUGAUUCGACAGCCAUCUGUUCAGGAUAUUUUCAUUCGUUAUAUAUUUGGUAAAUAUCGUUCGAUGAAAUUAGCUCAGGAAAAUGGUGCAACAUCCGUUUGUAUUGCUAAUUCAGGAGUGGCCGUUAAUGACCAAUAUGAUACUAAUGAUAAUGUAAAAACUGGUACACAACCAACAAAUGAAGAUGUUGAAGCAGCUAAAGCCGAAUCUGUUGCUUCAUUUGGAUCAGCAUCGCGACGUAUUCUUGAACCGAUGCGUAUUGUUCAUAAGGAUCAAGAUAAUAUUAGUGCAUUCUGUGUUAAUCGUUCGAAUACUGGUUUGAUUGCCUUAUCAACACCGAAAGAAAUACAAGAGCUUAAUAUUAAACCAUUACUUGAAGUAUGUGUACCUUGGUUGGAAGAAGAUACUGAAAUGGAUAUUUUCAAUCUAAAACAAAGAUCAUUUGAAACAUCAUUAGCAUCAUCUCAUGUUGACUUUUUAUUGGUUCAACAUCCAGCAGAUCGUUUACAAACAUCUCCAGGAGGUUUAGCUUUCCAAAAACAAUCAUCGACUGUAAAUACAACUGGAAGUGGUAGCCAACAACAACAAACGCCUACUAAACAAGCCAUUCUGUCUAAACACCAUUUUCAAGGCAAUACCAAUCCUUACUUUUGUCAAUAUAUCUUUGAAAGAAGUCGUCAUGUUUUUAAGCCGAUGAAACGACAUAAAACUGAAACCGUCCGCCGAUUGGCUUCACAUCCGACGUUUCCAUUAUAUUUAUCCGGAGGUCAAGAUGGUUGUGUUCAGCUGUGGGAAUGGACUCAUCAACAGCCCAUAUCAACACCAAGGCCAGCUGGAACUUAUGCUAAAGUUACUCAUGUUGGUUUCAGUCAACCCGGUAGUAAAUUUGGUGUUACUGAUAGUGAUGGAACAUUAUCAUUAUGGCAAACAACAAAUACUAGUGCUAAUCCAUUCUGGAGUUUUCAAUGUCACAAUAAGACUACCAGUGAUUUUACAUUUUUAUCAUCAUCAUCAUUGUUGAUGGCCGCCGGACAUUCAACUGAUCAUCGCAAUGUAGUGCUAAUCGAUACACUUGUACCGCGUGAACGUAGUAUUGUCUUGACAUUUGCUUGUCAUGAACAUAAUGGUGCUUCAUCGAUUGUAUUUGCUCCAUUAAGUCAAUCAAUUAUAACAGGUGGUAAAAAAGGCGAUAUAUUCAUAUUCGAUAUUCGACAACGUAUUCAAAAAGAUCAUUUUCAUGCACACGAUUCUGCUGUUAAAUGUAUUGCCUUGGAACCUAAUGAAGAAUUUUUUGCUACUGGUUCGGCUGAUGGUGAUAUUAAGGUUUGGUCAUUUUAUGGAUCUACUCGUUCGCUUCUGCAUUCAUUUCCGGGUGAACAUGCACGUAAUACAUUUUUCCGUAACAUCGGAAUGGGUGUUUCUCAUCUAUACAUCGAUACAUGUGGCCGUUUAUUUUCUUGCGGUGCUGAUGGAUCAUUAAAAAUGCGUCAUUUGCCAACAUUAGAAUGUCAGCCAUCAAGUUUUUUCAUGCCCAAUUCUCAAUCAUCAGCAUCAUUAGUUUUUGGAAAUAGUAACAUUAUUGAUAAUUAUGAUAAUAGUCAUGAUCAACAACAACAACAUCAACAAAAUGGUUUGGCAAAUGCUUCCGAAUCAAAUAAUUAUAUCAAUGGUACAACCAUCAUUUGAAAAGGCAAAUCAACAAGUGAUUUUAUAUAUAAACCUGCUAAAACUUUCAUUUUCUUUUAUUUCAUCAUGAUUUUUUUCCAUGGG
Messenger RNA from Dermatophagoides pteronyssinus (European house dust mite), 11507 nucleotides. RefSeq names its product rabconnectin-3 alpha (gene Rbcn-3A). NCBI's taxonomy places the organism in Eukaryota, Metazoa, Arthropoda, Arachnida, Sarcoptiformes, Pyroglyphidae. Gene Ontology annotation, biological process: vacuolar acidification. Gene Ontology annotation, molecular function: protein binding. The record is from RefSeq and is a predicted model, not a curated record. Gene Ontology annotation, cellular component: RAVE complex.